Molecule: messenger RNA, 1287 nt
Organism: Penicillium alfredii
Lineage: Eukaryota; Fungi; Ascomycota; Eurotiomycetes; Eurotiales; Aspergillaceae
Exons: 1
Coding region: 1-1287 (428 amino acids)
Source: RefSeq, a predicted model, not a curated record
AUGAACCCCCCGUGGGCAGAUCCCUCGCUUAAUACGCUCCCUAAUGCGCUGAUUGAGAUGGUCUUAAUCAAUGUCCUCUGUUCAGACCCGCCCGCCACCCACACAGACCUCCACGCGCUCCGAACCCUGAUCACGAUGCCUGGGCACGCCAGAUUCGGCGGGGUCUGCAUAGCUCUCCUUGGCAAUAAACACUGGCACAACAAAAUAUGUAAGCUGCAGCAGCUUAAAGGAGAUUCAAAUGCAACCGCCCUUAACGAGAAUCCAAGUGCAUCCCGGGGCACGGAUGUCGACGCCGCCUCAGACUCUAUCUUUGCCAAAUGUUUUGCGUGCGUCGACUUUCUCUUGCAGACCAAGGCCAUUCUUCCGACCAUGUAUAUUAGCGGAGACCGCAGUCUCUUACUCUGCGCAAUGGCCACAUGUGACACGGAGAUAGAAGGCUUAUUCGUAGAUGCGCUCGAUGCUCAGUACCUCCGCAGGCCACUACUCGGAACUUCCGACCCAGAUGAAACAUACCUCGCGAUUAGAGCAGGCGAUCCUAUCCGCUUUCCACGUGCGUGGCAAAAGCUCGAAGCGGACACAACACUUGAUCUCAUCGGAUGGCUGAGACCCACGGACCUGUUCGAGAUAUGCAAGCACGCCACCCCUGAACUUAUGGACCGCCUCCUGACUCGGGGCAUCACGCUGGCUGACGUGGAUGAGGACGGCAGGGGGUGUUGGCACGCCCUUAUCGCGUACCAUCCGGACCCAGUAACCGUGGGUCCGUCACUUCUUUGCCACGACCCGGAUCCCUCACGCCCGGCACUACGAGAUGGAGAGACCCCGUUGAUGAUGGCGGUCCGCCUACGCCGCGUCGGGAUUGGAAAGUGGCUCGUGAAAUACAGCAACACUCGGGCAAAAAACCAUCAACAACAAACCGUGGCACAACAAGCCACCAAGCAACAUACCAGCGAUAGUGUUGAAAUAUUGGAGGAAAUCAUGCGUGCUACGCCGCUAGACUCACCCGCCGACAUUCAAUUCGCCCUCGGUGUCAUAAAGUGUCUUAUCCAGGAGCUUGGACGCCUUUGGUCAAAGGUCCCUCACGAUAUCUUCUUUGAGUGCCAUCAGGCUUGGGAGGACCAGGCGGUUCUGAUGACGGCUGUGCUUCGCGCGGGUAGUAAAUGGCAUUGGCUUCAGAACCAACUUAGCCGUGAAGCAGAGUUUGCGUCGCGGUGUGGAUUUCUGCGGGUGAAAGAGAUGCUUAAGCGGGCGGCUCGCGGUGAGAUGGCGGACGAUGAAAUCGCGGAAUAG